AGUUGCUUUUUGGGGGAGUUUGGGAGGGGAUUUGAGGUAAAAAAUCCCAUUUUGGGGUAGUUUGAGGGGGGAUUUGAGAUAUAUUUGAGCUAUUUCUUAAAAGAUGAUUUUGGGGAGAAACCGAAGGAUUUGGGGGGGCUUCUAAAUAGGGAAAAAGCACUGAUUUUCCUCUUUUUUCCCCCAAAACCCAGGCGCUGAUGCUGGAGAACCUGCAGAAACACUCGAGCCCCCACGGCACCUUCCAGCCCAACUCCCAGAUCGGGGAGGAGAUGAGCCAGAACAGCUUCAUCAAGCAGUACCUGGAGAAGCAGCAGGAGCUGCUGCAGCAGCGGCUGGAGAGGGAGGCGCGCGAGCCCCAAGCCACGGCAGGGAAGGGCGAGGAGGAGGAGGAGGAGGAGGAGGGGGGACGAAGGACGGAGCCGCGCGGAGCCCGCCCCCGGCAGGUAAAAACCACAGGGGGUUUGGGGGGAAUUAGGGGCGUUUUGGGACAUUUCGCUAUUUUUGAGGGUGGGGAGUAG
This is a messenger RNA of Calidris pugnax (ruff), 518 nucleotides long. RefSeq names its product apoptotic chromatin condensation inducer in the nucleus-like. The record is from RefSeq and is a predicted model, not a curated record. The transcript has 3 exons. Bases 198 to 518 code for a protein of 106 amino acids. Lineage: Eukaryota; Metazoa; Chordata; Aves; Charadriiformes; Scolopacidae.